This is a messenger RNA of Cavia porcellus (domestic guinea pig), 1710 nucleotides long. RefSeq names its product arginine vasopressin receptor 2 (gene Avpr2). The record is from RefSeq and is a predicted model, not a curated record. Gene Ontology annotation, cellular component: plasma membrane. The transcript has 4 exons. Gene Ontology annotation, biological process: cellular response to hormone stimulus; regulation of systemic arterial blood pressure by vasopressin; G protein-coupled receptor signaling pathway. Gene Ontology annotation, molecular function: peptide binding; vasopressin receptor activity. Lineage: Eukaryota; Metazoa; Chordata; Mammalia; Rodentia; Caviidae. The coding region runs from base 26 to 1360 and encodes 444 amino acids.
CGGGGCGGGGCGGGGUGGCCCAGCGAUGGAGAGCAGACCUGGUCAGUCGCCUGGGCCACCUUCACACUGCCGCCCCACUGCCCCGGAGCGGGAGCUCAGCCAGAACUGGCCCCAGACUGGACACCAUCCCACACGCACACCUGACAGGUGCCUGCACCCUGGCGCCUCCCUAAGGGUCCCUGUGCUGAGACCCUGGGCCACCAGGCUGGCCCUACGUUUGCUGUCAUCAGACUCUGAGGACACCUGUGGCCACCUCAUUAUGCUCUCUGCGACCACCACCUCUGUGGCACCCAGGCCCCUCUCCCUGCCCAGCAACAGCAGCCAGGAACAGCCCCUAGAUGCCCGGGACCCACUGCUUGCGCGGGCCGAGCUGGCCCUGCUCUCCACCGUCUUUGUGGCUGUGGCUGUGGGCAAUGGCCUGGUUCUGGGGGCCCUGGUGAGGCAAGGCCGGCACGGACGCUGGGCACCCAUGCACGUCUUCAUCGGCCACUUGUGCCUGGCUGACCUGGUGGUGGCUCUGUUUCAAGUGCUGCCCCAGCUGGCCUGGGAUGCCACCGACCGCUUCCACGGGCCUGACGCCCUGUGCCGGGCCGUCAAGUACCUGCAGAUGGUGGGCAUGUACGCCUCCUCCUACAUGAUCCUGGCCAUGACGCUGGACCGGCACCGUGCCAUCUGCCGCCCCAUGCUGGCCUACCGCCACGGGGGCGGGGCUCGCUGGAACCGGCCAGUGCUGGUGGCCUGGGCCUUCUCGUUGCUUCUUAGCCUGCCACAGCUCUUCAUCUUUGCCCGGCGUGACGUGGGGGAUGGCAGUGGGGUCUUCGACUGCUGGGCACGCUUUGCAGAGCCCUGGGGACUCCGUGCCUAUGUCACCUGGAUCACACUGAUGGUGUUUGUGGCGCCAGCCCUGGGCAUCGCCGCCUGCCAAGUUCUCAUCUUCCGAGAGAUGCAUGCCAGCCUGGUGCCUGCUCCGUCCAAGAGGGGGUGCCGCAGAGGGCGCCAGCCAGGCAGUGCCAGAGAAGGCGCACGCGUGUCAGCGGCCAUGGCCAAGACCGUGAGGAUGACGCUGGUGAUCGUCAUCGUCUACGUGCUGUGCUGGGCGCCCUUCUUCCUCGUGCAGCUGUGGGCAGCAUGGGACCCCCAGGCGCCUAGGGAAAGACCCCCCUUCGUGCUGCUCAUGCUACUUGCAAGCCUCAACAGCUGCACCAACCCCUGGAUCUACGCGUCCUUCAGCAGCAGCGUGUCAUCGGAGCUGCGCGGCCUGCUCUGCUGCGUGAGGGGCCGCACCCCAUCCGGCCUGGGGCCCCAGGAUGAGUCCUGCACCACUGCCAGCUCUUACCUGGCCAGGGAAGCUUUCUCCUGAGGGCCAGGGGCUGCUGUACUCCCGGGCUCCCAAAGCUCAGCCGCCUGCCUGGGGCUGGCCCCCGAGCCCUGCUGCUGCCGCACAGGAUGGCCCUGGCUGCGCCCCCUUUGGCCUCACUGUCCCCAAGCGCACAAGGAGGCCAUGGGGCUCCAAGACUGUGAGGGGCUGCUUAGGUAAGCCCCUUUGUGCAGGGUGUGGGGACAGACAGUCCCAGGCCACAAGUGACAAGGGCAAACGCUCCCAGGUGACAUGGAGGUUCGAAGGAGCCAGAUGGGGAAGACCUCUCUGCCUGGACCUCCUUAGGCCCUUCCGUUUCUCUGCCCCUCAUUAAAAUUCCAGUUCGUUUUCCA